ACAAACAGACCAGGGGACAGGAGAAGGAUGACAGGUGUGCUCAUCCUAACGUUCUGUCUGCUGGGAGCAGCUUUGACUAGUUCAGUCCCUCAGUAUGAUGUCACGGACCAGCUACCCCCACAGAGAGAGAUGGUUCCUCAGGUGUCUCAGACGGACAUUCUGGAUCAGAUGAUCCCACCACAACUCAACCCUCAGGUCUCUGACCUACCACAGUUGCCAGGGAACCAGGUAGACCACACCCCCUCCUGGAACUCCUCCUCCUCACCUCAACAGGUCUCUGACCUACCACAGUUGCCAGGGAACCAGGUAGACCACACCCCUUCCUGGAACUCCUCCUCCUCACCUCAACAGGUCUCUGACCUACCACAGUUGCCAGGGAACCAGACCACGAGUUCCUCUGAGUCCCAGAGCUCUGACCAGAGCCACUCAUCAGAGAGCUCUCCAGAGGACACAUCAGAAGACACGACGUCAGAGGACAGUCUCAGUCUCAGCAGUAGCAACAGUAGCAGUGACUCCAGUAGCAGCAGCAGCAGUAGCAGUGACUCCAGUAGCAGUAGCAGCAGUAGCAGCAGUAGCAGCAGUAGCAGCAGUAUGCCUCAGGACAGGACUGGUGUUGACCUGGACGGAGACACACAGGAUGACAGCCAUGGUAGUGAGGAGAAUCAACGCAGAAAUUGGCUGGCUGCCUUCACCCAUUACCAGAGGAGGAGUCGCUUGACUGUGAUGGGUGGAGCGACAAGUGGGAUGGGGGCUGCUGGUGGGGUUAGGUGUCUCACAGCAGGUGGGGUGGGGGCUGCUGGUGGGAUAGGGUGUGAGUUGAGAGGUGGGUUAGGGGGUGGGACAGGAGGGGUCACAGGUGGGGUGGGAGGCUGUAGGGGUGACACCGUCUGCCAUAGCAAUGAACUGACCUUUGACUUGGGGGACGAUGCCCCUGGCAACCAGUACAGCAACCAGCAUGGAGAUGAAAUGAUAAUGUGGCCAGACCAGGAAGAGACAAGAGGAGAGAGAGAACUGGGACUGGGGUUAAAGAAAUGA
Molecule: messenger RNA, 1035 nt
Organism: Oncorhynchus keta (chum salmon)
Lineage: Eukaryota; Metazoa; Chordata; Actinopteri; Salmoniformes; Salmonidae
Exons: 10
Coding region: 28-1035 (335 amino acids)
Source: RefSeq, a predicted model, not a curated record